UAUGUGUCUCUGGGCUUCGAAAGGCAGCUCAUUUGGGCAGAGCAGUCAGGAGUCCCUCAGCAGAAAGUGAAGACGUAAGAAGCACGAGUCAGGAUCAUAGAAUAUAUCACCAGGAUGAAGAAGAAGUUGAUCAUGGAUGUGGACACGGGGGUGGAUGAUGCUCAGGCCAUCAUGAUGGCCCUCGCAGCACCUGGUGUAGAGAUCCUGGGCAUCACGUGCUGCCACGGCAACACGCCCCUGGAGAACGUCCUCAAGAACACACUGCGCGUCCUGAAGGUCUGCAACAGGCUGGAUGUGCCGGUGUACCGAGGCUGUGCAGAGCCCCUUGUGGCUCACAAACGCCACGCUGGAGAUUUCCACGGGAAGGACGGACUGGGCGACGCCCCGGAUCCAGACGCUCCAGGUUUGGAUGCGGUGCAGGAGGAGAAAGCUGCGGUGGCUUUAAUCAGGAUGGUCAAUGAAAACCCAGGAGAGGUGACUCUUGUAGCCACAGCGCCCCUCACUAACCUGGCCAUGGCGGUGAAUCUGGACCCCUCCUUCCCCGAGAAGCUGAAGGCCCUCUACAUCAUGGGAGGAAACACUGAGUCAAGGGGUAACACCACAGUGUGUGGAGAGUUUAACUUUGUGGCUGACUCUGAAGCUGCCUACGUCGUGUUGGACCGCUACACCUGCCCCACCUACAUCGCCACCUGGGAGUUCAGCUGCAGGAGCAGUCUGCCAUGGUCCUUCGUUGACACUUGGCUGGCCCAAGACACAGACAAGGCUCGCUUCAUGGAGAGGAUUUCCUCCUUAACCAGGAAGAUGGUCCAGACGGAGCGGUAUCAAAAGGAGCUGGUGUCAGGAACUGAAUUUAACUCCUGUGACACCUACGCAGUGGCUGCAGCCAUCGACGAGACCCUGCUGACAGAAAGCGAACGGGUGGCAGUGACGGUGGAGCUGCAGGGGACCAACACCCGAGGCAUGAUGGUGCUGGACCACAUGGAGCUGCUGAAGAAGAAACACAAGGCGAUCAUCAUGAAGACCGUCGACUUGGAGAAGUUCAAGCAAUUGUUGAUGAAUGCGUUGAAGUAGCAUGGAUUUGUCCGUGUGACAGUAUGUGCUUCAGUGUUUACGAGCGGUGGUAUGGACGGUGGGAGGAAGUGGACACACGUCAACCAUCUUUUUAUAAAGUCAAUAAAGUCAAUGGUCGAACCUAAA
Platichthys flesus (European flounder) is the source of this 1197-nucleotide messenger RNA. RefSeq names its product inosine-uridine preferring nucleoside hydrolase-like. The record is from RefSeq and is a predicted model, not a curated record. Lineage: Eukaryota; Metazoa; Chordata; Actinopteri; Pleuronectiformes; Pleuronectidae. The transcript has 8 exons. Gene Ontology annotation, molecular function: hydrolase activity, hydrolyzing N-glycosyl compounds. Bases 115 to 1071 code for a protein of 318 amino acids.